This is a messenger RNA of Talaromyces rugulosus, 1116 nucleotides long. RefSeq lists its product as uncharacterized. Lineage: Eukaryota; Fungi; Ascomycota; Eurotiomycetes; Eurotiales; Trichocomaceae. Gene Ontology annotation, molecular function: oxidoreductase activity; zinc ion binding. Bases 1 to 1116 code for a protein of 371 amino acids. The transcript has 7 exons. The record is from RefSeq and is a predicted model, not a curated record.
AUGUCUACUAAACCUACGUCAGGCGUUAGUUCGGACGUCAAUGAUAUCUCGAUUCCGAGUACCUGUAAAGCUGGCUGUGUUGAAAGUUUCGGACCAGACUUUCAGCUUGUGGUCAAGCAGGUAGCAGUUCCUGAACCAGGUCCCGAUGAUCUCCUGCUCCGCCUCAACGCAACUGGUGUUUGCUAUUCCGAUCUACACUAUAUGCUAGAAGAUCUUCCAAUGCCAAAGAUGAGUGAUUUCGGCACUCGUUCACCCGGACAUGAGGGGGCCGGAGUGGUCGUGAAAAUGGGUAGUGGUGUCAAAGGGUGGAAGAUCGGAGAUCGAGCAGGCGUGAAGCCUAUGAUGGAAGUUUGCUUAAACUGCGAGCGUUGUUGGGACCGGAAGGAGACGUAUUGUUCCAAAGCAGUCUCUACGGGUCUUAUGGUUAAUGGAACAUAUCAGCAAUAUUUAGUCAGCCCUGCUCGUUAUACAUCCCGUAUCCCAGACGAAGUGGAUGAUUUUACAGCUGGGCCACUUAUGUGCUCAGGUAGCACAAUGUAUCAAUGUCUACAAGAGGCUAGGCUGAAGCCUGGAAACUGGAUCGUCAUUACCGGUGCCGGUGGCGGUGUUGGACACAUGGGAGUCCAAAUCGCCCGAGCUAUGGGUAUGCGAGUUGUCGGUAUUGAUGGGGGCGAGGCGAAGAGAACCCUUUGCAUGCAGUUAGGCUGUGAAUCAUUCGUUGAUUUCGCCGAUCCAACAACUAAUGUCGUCGACGAGGUAUUAAAAACUACCGAUGGAGAGGGCGCACAUGGAGUUUUCGUAACCGCUGGGAGCCCUUCUGCGUAUCAAUCGGCGCCAAAGAUGCUGAGGAUAGGAGGCAAGAUAAUUUGUAUCGGACUGCCUCCCGCCGGAAGUACUAUUGCUGGAGCCGAUCCCGCCGAGUUUGUACUUCGAAAUAUAUCCAUUACAGGGUCCAUGGUUGGGGGCAUGCUUGCAACACAGCGGUGUCUUGAGCUAGCACAGAGAGGUCUGGUGAAACCAAUAUAUGAGAAAUUCUCAAUUGAUCAACUUCCAGAAGCAGUUAAUAAACUUCGCCGGGGACAGAUAGCUGGCAGGAAGAGGUAUAGCCGGACCUGA